Heterobilharzia americana is the source of this 1580-nucleotide messenger RNA. The record is from the annotation of a GenBank genome assembly. NCBI's taxonomy places the organism in Eukaryota, Metazoa, Platyhelminthes, Trematoda, Strigeidida, Schistosomatidae.
CAACACCCAACCGCCCGACGGGCUAACCAGAGCUACAGCAGUCGAGUGGGUAGACCUACUGCAUUGGAAUCCACCAAAGACCUGAAACCGUUUCGCAAGACCUAGGAGUGAGCGCAAAGAGAUCAAUUGGUUUGCACUAGCUCGUUGAAAGAUAUUGGAUACUAGCACGUAGAAAGAUAUUGAAUGUUGGAGCGCCCUCUUUACAUCAGUGCGUUGCUUAUCCUGAUGACUGUCUGUGUAACACAAUAUUUGUCAUUUCCUUGGGGAUUUGUAACAUCACUAUUCUGGGAGCGUUAUCCAAAUCCAUAUGCGAAACAUGUCUUAUCUGAAGACGUGUUGGAAAGGAGAUUUCUACCAGAUGGGAAGUUGUAUACUAAACGGUUAGUAAUUAAGAUCUCGAAAAGAAUUCCAAAAUUCAUGCUGAGAUUUAUCCCAAAAGGCCAGGUUCCAGUUGUUGAGGAGUCUAUCAUUGAUGUUAAGGCCAAACGAAUAGAUGUGGUUUCGGAAAACUUUGGUUCUAGUAAAAAAUACUUGUCUGUCAAAGAGUAUUGUUCAUUGGUGCCAUCAGAAGAUGAUCAUUCUGCAACACAGUUUGCAAGAAUACUUAUACCGGGAUUUAGCUUAAAAGGUUUUUUACGCUCAGCUGUUAUGAAAGCAGCUCACUCUUACUACAACUCCUCAUCUAAAGAUACAUAUAUGGGAUACAUGCAUAUCUGUAAAAUGUACAGUAACACUUGCCAUUCCCAAAAAUCAAAUCUGCAAGCAAACGAUGUACCUAGAAGUUCAGUACGGGCUGGUGGUACGCGUGAAUUCACUUCAUCCAAACUACCUUAGGUGGUCGUGGCCGAUUCUGGAUCGAAUAAAUGAUUUGAAAAGGAGACAAAAUCAGCUAUCAUUUUAAUUUUUCUUACCUUUAGUCGCAGUUUCCCAAUUAUAGGAUAAAUUGCUUCUCUUUGGCGCUUUUGAGAUGUAUGAUAGACACGUUAGUUUCAUUGUUUGUAAACACCAAUGUUUUCUACUAUUGGACUACCUAAUAUUCUAGAGGAUUCAACAAUAAACCUAAUAUUAAAGUAUCGUUUUUCAUUUCAUUGUUUGGCUUGGAUAUUAAACGAAAUACUGUUUGCAUUUCUUGUAGUUAAUUUUAAGAAAUAGUUAAAAUCUUACUGUAUUUUGAAUCAUGGAGUCCUGUAAUUCACAGUAAGAGUUGCUUAUCCUAUAUGUGGUCAAGGGUUCAUGCUACUGAGUUUUGGAUAAGGAUUCGUGAUUUUGUUAGUUCUCCCCGGUUUUCUUCAAAUCAUUCCAAUAUCUCACCAACCAGUUCAUCAGCUAACUUUUUUUUCACCGGUCUAUUACUAUCCGUUGUUAACAGCAUCCGAAGCCGUUACCAAAAAGAACACUAAACCGUCACUAAAAAUAACUACUGAUUCGCUACUUUUUAUUAAUAUAAGAGUAAAACUUGGGCACUGUGGUCGAUUGUAAUUCCAUUUUAGUCUGUUUGUUAGAAAUAUCACACAGUGAAACAGUAGCAUUUACUGGAUAACGUUUCGUACACAAUUUAUUGUCCAUAUUCAUAUCAGGUA